AUGCUAGUUUUAUUUUUUCAAAAAUCACAUUUAGCAAACUGUCUUUUAUGGGAUACUGUUUUAUCUAUGAAUAUUAAAGGUGGUUCAUUAGAGACAUAUAGCGAAACAUGCUGGGAAUCUAUUUAUGAUACAAUGAAUUCUAUUAUUCACGUUAAGCCUGCAAUUGAUAAGUCUAUAGCAACUUUGGCUGAUUGUUUUAUAGGAAUAGUUCAAAUAGCUAUUGCUCUUAAGAAAAUACCCAUCAGUAAUGAUCUUUGUGCUCUUGCUAUUGCUUUUUCUUUCAAUUUAAUGCCUGCAACAUGGUGGAAAGUUGUUGAAGAUAAAUAUAACUACUUGCAAGAACUAGCAAAAACUAUAUUUGCAAUCAUACCCUUUCAAGCCAGCUGUAAACAAAUUUUUUUUAUUUUAAAGUGGUUCAGUGAAGAAUGUCAUAUAUGGCUUCAAGUUCCAAGAUUAGAAACAAAUGAUAUUACAAUGGCUCUUCAAGAUUUAGUAGAUCUAUCAGAUUUGGUAUUUGGAACAAAUAAUAAUCAAAAAGAAAUUACAUUGUUCAAUAGAGAAGAAACAAAUAUAGCAUUUGAAUAUAUGUCAUUAGUUCAGGAUGCAUUAG
Molecule: messenger RNA, 610 nt
Organism: Cetraspora pellucida
Lineage: Eukaryota; Fungi; Glomeromycota; Glomeromycetes; Diversisporales; Gigasporaceae
Source: the annotation of a GenBank genome assembly